GGGGCGGGCGGGAGGGAGGGAGCGGCCCCGCGCUGCGCCGAGCCGGGCAGCCCUGCUCGGAGGCACGCUAAUUGGAUUUCAUUCACUCGGGGCGGAGGAAAAGCCUGAGGGCUCGGGCUGCAGCGGCGAUUAGGCAGGUUCAUUCAGGGAUUCAUUGACAAAAAAAAAAAAGAAAAAGAGGAGAGCGGGCAGCAGGCAGCGGUGCACGCACGCGGAGCCGCGCGCACACACACACACACACACACACACACACACACGCAGCCGCUGCUCCCUCCCGUGGCUCCGCCGCCCGGCGCGGGGGAGGCGCGGGGGGGCUGCGUGAUUCACUUCCCCGGGGCGGGGGGAGAUAAGUUGUGCGGAGUUGCGGGGCCGCAGCCCGGCCGCACGCCCCUGUGAGAGAGAGGGGCGCUUCCCAAGCCCGCUCCGCGCACCCCGUCCUUCCUCAUGCUAGAUACGUUCAGACCCGUCCCUUUCGCGUCGGAAAUGGCGAUUAGUAAAUCCGUGGCGUGGCUGAACGAACAGCUGGAGAUGGGCAACGACCGGCUGCUGCUGAUGGACUGCCGACCUCAGGAGUUGUACGAGUCGUCCCACAUCGAGUCGGCCAUCAACGUGGCCAUCCCCGGCAUCAUGCUGCGGCGUCUGCAGAAGGGCAACCUGCCCCUGCGCGCCCUGGUCGCCAGCAGCGAGGAGGACCGGGAGCGCUUCGCCCGCCGGUGCGGCACCGAUACGGUGGUUCUGUACGACGAGCACAGCCGCGACUGGAACGAGAACACGGGCGGCGAGUCCGUGCUGGGGCUGCUGCUCAAGCGGCUCAAAGACGAGGGCUGCAAGGCGUUCUAUCUGGAAGGUGGCUUCAGCAAGUUCCAGGCCGAGUUUGCCCUGCACUGCGAAACGAACCUAGAUAGCUCGUGUAGCAGCAGCUCCCCUCCUCUCCCCGUCCUGGGCUUGGGAGGCCUCCGAAUCAGCUCCGAUUCCUCAUCGGACAUCGAGUCUGACAUUGACAGAGACCCGAAUAGUGCCACCGACUCGGAUGGCAGUCCGCUCUCCACCAACCAGCCUUCCUUCCCCGUGGAGAUCUUACCCUACCUCUACUUGGGCUGUGCCAAGGACUCCACGAAUCUGGACGUUUUAGAAGAGUUUGGCAUAAAAUACAUCUUGAAUGUUACCCCCAACCUGCCCAAUCUCUUUGAAAACGCCGGCGAGUUCAAGUACAAGCAGAUCCCCAUCUCAGACCACUGGAGCCAAAACCUGUCUCAGUUCUUCCCCGAGGCCAUCUCCUUCAUAGAUGAAGCGCGGGGGAAGAAUUGUGGAGUCCUGGUGCACUGCUUAGCGGGGAUCAGCCGCUCAGUCACGGUGACGGUGGCCUACCUCAUGCAGAAGCUCAACCUGUCCAUGAACGAUGCCUACGACAUCGUCAAGAUGAAGAAGUCCAACAUUUCACCCAACUUCAACUUCAUGGGUCAGCUGCUGGACUUUGAGCGGACCCUGGGGCUGAGCAGCCCCUGUGACAACCGAGUGCCCAACCAGCAGCUCUACUUCACCACCCCUGCCAACCAGAAUGUCUUCCAGGUGGACUCCCUGCAGUCCACGUGAGCUCUUGCAGCUUCCCUUCUCCUGUCCGUUCCAUGGGAUCAUUCCUCACUGGUUUCUCUUUGGCAGUGAAGAAAGAAAACACAGCUUUCUCUAUUUUCUGGCCUGUGGCACUGCAGAGCAGCAGCCGGCGCAGGCUAGAAAGGGUCACGCAGCACGGAACCGGCUAUUGCGGCGGGAGGGAAGGCGAGGAGCUCUGGGAGGCCAUGGAGGCUGGGUGCAGGUGGCCACGUCCCGCUGGCCAGCCCCAAGGACUGCAGAGGGGAACAGUGGGGCUGGAUGGGCCGUGCACGUGUUUCCCGGGACUGGGACUGCCCCGCUUCCCUCUGUGCUUCUGGAUCUGUGACAUAGGUUCUGUCUUCAGUGAAGACUGGUUAUGUUUUGUUUGUCACUUUUUAAUUUAGAGGAGCCAAAGAAAGAGAUUUCAGCAUAGUGUACUUGGAGUAUUUGUUUGCCAGGAGCUCGGUAGUGUUCUACUUGAUCAAUGUAAAUAUUUAAUCUUAAGUCGAUUUUCAGGUUUUUUUUUGUUUUUUUUUUUUUGUUUUGUUUUUGUUUGUUUGUUUGUUUGUUUUCUUUUUUAAAUUCAUAUGUAUUCAAGAAAUCAAUCCAAGGGACGCCUAAGUUUUUGUUCUCUUCAUAAAUUCUGCUUUGUUUGUUUGUUUGUUUUAAUUAUGGCAAAGAACAUAUUUGCAGCAAGCUCAAUCUUACUGUUCAGUUGAGACAAGCUUUCCAUGGGGAGAAAUGGCAAUGGUGAGAAGUUUGCGAAGUUUGCAAGUCAUGUUAGUGAACAAGUACAAUCUCUUCCUUCAUAUAUUUUUCUUGUGGUGAUUUUUUUUUCCUUCACAUUCUUGAUGUAGUUUCCACAUGGUAUAUAUAUAUUUUAAAUUAAAUUAAUUUUGUUUUUUGCCUUACCUUUUGUAAAUAGAUCAUCUGGGAGGAGAUUUGUCUUUGAAUGCGAAAGAUUUUUGAUCACUUUUUAGAACUUUCAGAUGUACUAAACAGUGCAUUACCUCUGUACAAAUUCUUCAGGGAGCUUCACCUCAAAUGCAAUAUUUGCGUCUUUUUUUUUGUAUAAAACUGGAAGUAUGUGCGAGCAUUUGUACCUGUGUGUACGCACAGUGAACCUGCACACGGUUGCCAAUAAGGGAGAGUCUAAUUCAUGGUGUAAAAGUUUUAAGAUGGAAUUUAUUGUAAGAAUGUAAAACCUUAAAUUAUUAAUAAAUAAAUAACUAUUUUUGGCUAUUGAGAA
Tympanuchus pallidicinctus (lesser prairie-chicken) is the source of this 2839-nucleotide messenger RNA. It is a transcript of the gene DUSP6, whose product is annotated as dual specificity phosphatase 6. Gene Ontology annotation, cellular component: cytosol; cytoplasm. The record is from RefSeq and is a predicted model, not a curated record. NCBI's taxonomy places the organism in Eukaryota, Metazoa, Chordata, Aves, Galliformes, Phasianidae. The transcript is spliced from 3 exons. Gene Ontology annotation, molecular function: protein tyrosine/threonine phosphatase activity; MAP kinase tyrosine/serine/threonine phosphatase activity. Gene Ontology annotation, biological process: negative regulation of ERK1 and ERK2 cascade; regulation of heart growth; positive regulation of apoptotic process. The coding region runs from base 445 to 1593 and encodes 382 amino acids.